AUGUCCGACACUCCCAGCGCAAAGCGUCAAAAGUCCUCCAAGGACGUGUCCUACCAGCUCAUCUACUGGCCAGGCAUCCCCGGCCGCGGCGAGCACGUCCGUCUCCUCCUAGAGGAAGCCGGCGCCGAGUACACCGACACCGCGCAGACCGAGGACGGCGUCAAGACCGUCCUCGCCCAGAUCGACAACAAGAACCUGGGCGACGAGCACAACCCGCCUCCUUUGGCCCCUCCAAUCCUGAAGCACGGAGACCUCGUCAUCAGCCAGACGCCCAAUAUCCUGCUCUACUUGGGGCCACGCCUCGGUCUAGCUCCCAAGAUCUCAGAGGAUGACGACGGCAUCUACACCGUCAACGGCCUCGCGCUGACGGCUCUGGAUGGGCUUAGCAACGAGGCUCACGACACGCACCACCCCAUCGCGACGGGGCUGUACUAUGAGGAUCAGAAGGAGGAGAGUAAGCUUAAGGCAAAGGAUUACAUUGCCAACCGGCUGCCCAAGUUCUUUGGCUAUUUUGAGCGGGUGCUCAAGAGCAAGGCCAGCGGCGAGGGCCCUUGGCUUUAUGGAGAUUCUCUCACAUACGCUGACUUGGUUCUUUUCCAGUGCGUCGACGGUCUUAAAUUUGCAUUUCCCAAUGCCCUGAAACGAAUCGAAGGAACGGGCGACUACAAAGGUCUUUUCGAGCUUUACGAUGCUGUCAAGGAGCGGCCCAAGAUCAAGGCGUAUCUUGCCAGCGACCGUAGACAAAAGUACUCUCAGGGAAUCUACCGCCACUACCCUGAACUGGAUGAAGAGUGA
Messenger RNA from Colletotrichum orchidophilum, 795 nucleotides. RefSeq names its product glutathione S-transferase. Gene Ontology annotation, biological process: glutathione metabolic process. The transcript has 2 exons. Bases 1 to 795 code for a protein of 264 amino acids. Gene Ontology annotation, molecular function: glutathione transferase activity. The record is from RefSeq and is a predicted model, not a curated record. NCBI's taxonomy places the organism in Eukaryota, Fungi, Ascomycota, Sordariomycetes, Glomerellales, Glomerellaceae.